CUAUCUUUUUAGCCGUUUGUGCUCACAAUGAUGAUGUUUUUGAAAUGAAGUAUAAAUCCGCUCUGGCAUAAAGUGGCAUUUAAUCUCUAUCCCUAAUUUUACUGGUACCUACUGGGUUUACUACUUUGACUAUUUAGUUAUUAUUGGUCGAAGAUUUUCUAUGACAGACAACUACAAAUACAUAUUUUAUUAGUAGUAUCUUUCUUUGAUCUAUGGUAUAUAUAUGCUAAAGCAGACAAAAUCCUUGAUCCAAACCAUAGACCAGUAUGUCAUUUCAUUUGUGUUAACCACGAAGUCCUUAGCUCUUUGACAAAGUCUGAGACAAAUUGUGAGUGUGAAUUACUCUAUGGGCUAAUACCUCAGACCAAUUACUAACACCUACCUUAGAGAUAGAUUAUUACGUCUACCUACGACAAUAACAAACAAAAAUAAUGUUCAGUGUGGUUCAGUGAUUUUUAAACGGAGUGAUAUUAUUUAUUUGAGAUUAUCAUAGGAAAAACGUUGUAAAAAUUAGAAAUGUGCAGCAAAUUCUGUACAUUAUUUACGUAGAGAUUAUUUAGUUUUGAUUGUUUCUAUUAAACAAGGAAAUUGUUUGAAUAAACCGCGGAAAAAGCCGCCAUGAUAACUGCGUAAGGACAAUUUUUUUAUAUCGUCAUGGCGAUCGUGUAAUGGACUUCUAUUUGGUGCGAUUGUAGAAUAAUUAUUUUAAUAGGUUCUUGUGAUUGUUUCAAAAUUCGGUCGCAUCGCGAAGGGGUUUAUCGGGGCGGGAGGAGGAUAGUUAUGGCGAAUAAAAGAAGUUCGGACAACGUCGUUAUGCCGGACAUUACCGAAGUACCCGAACCCGAUCCCCUGUCGAACCCGGCCGAGCAAAACGCCGAUUGCUCUGAUGGCGAUACGGUUUUGUCCACUGCCAUCAAGGCUGCCCGGAGAUCGAGCGAUUCGCAUGGCGUUAUUACGGUGCCCGUCUCUCUGCCAGUGGGUACUCUUAUCACUGGCACUACGUUUAACGUGAUAUCGUCCGAUCAGCUGCAGCAUUUCAAGCCCAUGUUAUGCGUGGAUAACGGCUUCAUCUCAGGUGGGUCAGUGCCCGAGGACAUAAAACCGACGCACAUAGUGAUACAAAACAACCCAUCGUCGCCGAGCAGCAGCGAUCACAAAGAGCGAAACUCGCCGACGAAUCCUGCGCUUACUAGCAAAUUGAUGGGUAAUCGAUCAUGGGUCGAAACUGCAAAUAUGCCCGUUUUACCUGUAAGAUGUAAGAACACUUCAGCAGAGCUUCAUAAGCACAGGUUAGGAUCAGGGGGUCGUGGUAGAUGCAUAAAGUACGGAGCACAGUGGUAUACUCCAAGUGAAUUUGAAGCACUUUGUGGAAGAGCAUCAAGCAAAGAUUGGAAGAGGUCCAUACGGUUUGGUGGAAGGAGUAUACAGGCAUUAAUCGAUGAGGGCAUAUUGACCCCUCACGCAACCAGUUGUACUUGUGGGGCAUGCUGUGAUGACCAAACGGCACUGGGUCCCAUAAGAUUAUUCAUACCUUAUAAAAGGAAAAGAAGAAAUCAAGAAGGAAAUGAAGAAAAGAAAAUAAAAGUUAAAUGUGAAAGAACGCUAACUGAAGCAGAUGUAGACAAUAUUGAUCAGACAAGCAGUAACAGUCAUUCCAAAGAAGAUUGGCAUACAAUCUCAGAGGGACUUGACUCUAAUACAGAUUAUCAGUUGUUAGCAAGCCCAGAAAUGAGUCCAGGUCCUCCAGAUAUGAAUAAAGUAUUGAAGAGAUUGGAAGAUAUUGGCCAGACUCUAAUGCAGCUUUCCACUGAACUAAAACAAUGUGUAGAAGAAGUGAGGAUUGUCAGCACUAGACAAUUUGACAGGCUUGAACAAGAGCGCUCAUCGUCAAUACUGGAGGGUGUGGAUGCUACAGUGGAUGCUGAACAAGUGUCAUUGCAUAGCGUCGAUGAAGCAAUCUCCAAAAAGUGUGCAAAUUGUAAUCGUGAAGCAUCUGCUGAAUGUUCCUUAUGCAGAAGAACACCGUACUGCUCUACAUAUUGCCAGAAAAAAGACUGGGCAUCGCACCAAAUUGAAUGUCUAAGAACUGUUCCAACAAUUCAUACAGACAGCCAGCAGCAUCAGUCUAUAAUGCUUAUUGUGGAGAGUCAACAUCAAUAGUAUACAAAAAAUACAGUUUCACCUCGAGAAACUGUAUCAAAAAGGAUGAAGGACAAGCAAAAAAAGUAAAGUGUCAUUUAGUAAUAUGAUAGAAUACUUCUAUAACAGUGUAAGUUAGAAUUUUAUCAUCACGCAAGUUCCCGAAAUGCAACAUUUACCCACGAUUACUAUAAUGAAAUGUGUAUAGUGAGCAGUAUAAUCUGUAGACAAUUUAUUUUUAAGUAUAUAUACAUUUUUGUCGACACAGAUGAAAUACUUAAAUAGUAUGUAGAAAAAAUAAGAAAUUUUAGUGUUUCUUUUCCACCAAUUAGUCAAUCAUUCGUUUUAAAACAGCUUUUGUUUUAAGCAUUAGUGACAAACUCUGCUAUUGCCAAUUAAUUAAUCAUAAUUCGAAUAAAAUAUUUAUACAAAAUAAGCGGACGGACCAGGUCAAGUUUCACUUUGACUUUUGUGCACUUCUUCCCUACCCCUACCUAACCUACUCCCACCCUACACCUACCCUGCCUCUACCCAAAAAAAAAACAUUCUGUAAAAACCAUUGUCAUACUACAAGGAAUAUUCUAAAAAAAGAAUUAGCCAAAUCGUUUUAGCCGUUCUCGAAAUUUGCAACACAUUUCAUACAUUCAUUUUUAUAUUAUAAAAGACAUUUUCUAAUAUAUUAACAUUUCUGAUUUUAAUGAUCAUUUAUUUACCAGCAUAGCAAUUACGCUAAUUAACGUUGUGUUUUAUUUACCCAUUAAAAUUUUAUUAAGGAAGAUUUGUAUCAUGGCCAGGUUAUUAUUAGGUUAUUGUGGUUUGGGAACUUACAUAUCAUUUUGUAUUCAUGUUCAUUGCAUCAUUUAGCUAGUAAGCUAUGCUGGUUAAUGCAGUCAUUCCCAGCACAUUGUUAUAAUUAUUUUAAGUAUGGUAGAAGUAUGGCAGAAAGUGUGCAUAAUGUAAUUUUAAUAUCAUAUUAAUUUUUGUACAUAUAAUAUUUUAUGAGAAAUCCUUAACUUUUAUUAAUUGAUAUCGAUACAUUUCCAUGUAGUAUAUGAAAGUAAUAUUGUUUGUAUUAAAUUUGAUAUGAGUCAAGUACUCUAUUGUUAGUUCACUAUUUUUAUAAUUUUUGUUAGUCAGUUUGUUGUAGCAUCACUGGAAAACUCAUGGACCUAUUUUAACAUAUAUUUCAGGGGUGCAUAAUUUCUAACAUUGGAGCUGACUUUUGGAUUUGUUUGUUUUAAACUAAAAACGGAAUUUAAAUUAAUUUUAUCUAUUUCUAAUUUGUUUUUGACGGCCUACGUGGCGCAGUGGUAUGCGCGGUGGAAUUACAAGACGGAGGUCCUGGAUUCGAUCCCCGGCUGGGCCGAUUGAGGUUUUCUUAAUUGGUCCAGGUCUGGCUGGUGGGAGGCUUUGGCCGUGGCUAGUUACCACCCUACCGACAAAGACGUACCGUCAAGCGAUUUAGCGUUCCGGUAUGAUGUCGUGUAGAAACCGAAAGGAGUUUGGGAUUUUCAUCCUCCUCCUAACAAGUAAGCCCACUUCCAUCUUAGACUGCAUCAUCACUUACCAUCAGGUGAGAUUGUAGUCAAGGGCUAACUUGUAAAGAAUCAGAAAAAAAAUAAAAAAAAAAAUUCAAGCGUGCAUGGUCGAUUUAAAUAUGUAUAUUUUAUAAUUAAUUAAUUGAUACUGUACUGAUAGUUUUUAUCUUUGUAAUAUUACUUAAUGAAAUGAAUUGUUGUAAAAUUAUUAAUUAUUAUGUACAGACAUACAAAAACCUGCUAUUGAUAUGGACUGGCCUGCUAGUGAUGUUUAUGUUAAAUCUUUGUUUUAUUACAUGUAUAAAAUGUUGAAUAUUGCAUAAUGUAUAUGGCUUUCCUUAUGUAACUAUUUUUACAAAGUUUGGUAUACAACAAACUGUUUCACAUAGAUACUUUUUGGCUAUUGUUAAUUUAAUAUUAGGAUUUUCUCAAUGUUUUAUUAUUCGUUUUAACUUUUAAACAUUCUUCCACAUUAAUAAAUGAAGUAUUUUAAUGUAAUCAAAGGAUGUCUGUAUUAUGUGUUACAGAAUAUUAUGUAUUACAACCAAUAAUGUAGUUGAUAUUUUAAAGUUAAAGGUUUGUGACUCCCUCAAGGAGUUUUUUUAAUAAAAUAUAUAUUUGAUACAGUUAAUGUCUUGUCUCUAAACUUGGUCGCUAACUAUGGGCCUCAUAAGAAGGCUCAGAGUCACACAGCGGGCGAUGGAACGAGCUAUGUUAGGAGUAUCUCUGCGUGAUCGAAUCAGAAAUGAGGAGAUCCGCAGAAGAACCAAAGUCACCGACAUAGCUCAACGAGUUGCGAAGCUGAAGUGGCAAAGGGCGGGGCACAUAGUGCGAAGAGCCGAUGGACGUUGGGGUCCCAAAGUGCUGGAAUGGCGACCCCCCCACCAGGUGGACUGACGACAUCAAGCGAUUCGCUGGAUGCAGAUGGCUCAGUAUCGUGAUGUUUGGAAGUCCCUACAAAAGGCCUAUGUCCUGCAGUGGACGUCCAUCGGCUGAUAUGAUGAUGAUGAUGACAGUUAAUGUAUAAACAAUAUGAUUAGCCUUAAGCAUAAAAAAAUAAUGCAUUUUUUAGAACAAAAUAUUUAUGUUCCUGCAUGUUAUGAAUACCAAUGUAUUUAUUUAGCAUAUUGGUAUUCGCCAACUAUUUUAAAAAUAUGAGCAAAGUGUCAUUCGAUUCAGAAGAAAAUGUAGAUUAUUUUUAAAAAUGAUCAUGUUCCGCUCGCAAAAUUUGCAAAAGUUAUGAGUAAUUUUCUAAAAUAUAAAAUAAAGUCUGUAAAUAUUUUAAAAACUAAUUGUAAAUUUUAAAAUUCUAUCUCAAUUACCAAAUUUGCACGACUUGGUUUAUUUGUUAUGUUGGCUAAGUAAGCUUCCAGAUUUUAAUCAACUUUUUGUUUAGUGGUAAAUAGAUUAAGAUCCCAGAGCGAUGUGACUCAGCUUAUUUUCACAAAGAUGAAACUUUAUGUUUUCAUUAGCGUCUUAAGUACUUUGAAUACCAGCGUGUUUCUUGAGACUUGCUCUGUGACACUUGGGCAGGCACCUACUGUACAAAUUGGUUUUAUAUAUAUUGAAAAAUAUUUUUCUGAAGCAGUAUCAAAAGUGUCAGACAUUGAUUUAAACUUUUGUCAGGCGCUUUAAAGCUCCACUAAAAAUAACCCUUACGCAGAUAUGCUAUGUUCAUUGCAUCAUUUAGCUACUAAGCUAUGGUCAAUGAAAAGUGGUCAAUGAUAAGUGUCUGACACUUUUGAAAGAAAUAAGCUGUGUCAGAUCGAGUCUUACUCUAAAAGAAUAACAUUAUGGUAAAAUAUAUUUUUGAAAUAUUAUAUGAGCGAUUUUCUGUGACGUGAAUGUGACUUUUUCUACUACGUCUAGAUUAAAGGUAUUAAAAAUAAGGCAAAUCAAACUAUGGUUUCAAUUGUAAUUACGAUCACUACUUCGGAUAUGCUAUUUACUCUGUUCGUAGGUAUAUCGUAGGUAGGCCAUAAUUUAUAAUUGUUAUAAAAUCCAAAAUAAUGAAAUCUAUUGUAUCUAAUGGUAUAAAGAAGAAAGACUGUCUGUGUGACACUUUGAAUAGGUUCUGGAACUACUUAACCAAUUUAAAAAAUUAUUUCACUGUUGGGAAGCUGCACUAUCCCCUACUGCUAUAGGCUGUAUUUUAUCCCCGUAUUCCUACGGGAACGGGAACCACGCGGGUGAAGCCGUGCGGCGUUUUCUAGUGUUAAAAUAAAGCUAAAAUGAAAUGUCUUUAGAUUCAUUAUUUUUUCAUGUAAUAAGUCUAUCAAAUGUAUGUAAAUAUAAAGGUUAAAAAUUAUUUAAAUGCUACAUAAUAUAUUUAUUCCAGGCAUUAAGUAUGAUCAUGAUAAAGCUAGAAAAUAUGUUAGAUUAUUUAGUCUUUAACUUGGUUUUAUGUUAAAAUUACGAUCAACCCUUCGGACAUCAGACAUGAUUUAUCAAGUCUGAUACGAACGUUCGAAUAAUAACGUAAUACACAGGGUGCUCGGGAGGAUUUCCCAUAACUUCAAGGUGUUGACAAGUCCACUAAUUAGGAGCCGAACUGCAAUGCUAAUAUUUUUUAAAUCAAACCAAUUCAACUAAAAAAAACUUAUUCUGUUUUCAUACAAAGUAAUUCAAAUAAUUCUUUUAUCUAUCCUUUCAUUUUAAAAUACGUAAUCGUAGUGGUAAGACUGCCUAUAUCGUUGAGAUAUUGCAACUGGCACUCCGCACUUCACUAGUAAGCUACUUCAUGAUUUUUUUUUAUAUCUCUCAUUUAUUUAUUUCUCCUUUUUUUUUAAAUUUACAUAAAAUAUACAAAACACUUUUAAAAACAUAAAAAAAAUUCAACCCUCUCGCUGCGGGACAUUUGAGUGACCAAGCAACCGGUGGUCAGAGCUCCAGAGUGAGGAACCUCCUCACAAUACGCGCCGUCUCAAGAAUCACUGCCUUCUGUAUCCGACUCUUGAUCCAACAGUUAAGCGAAAGCUUCUUAAGGUGUUGGUCGAAGCUUUUCGCUAUGAGACCAUUGACUGAAACAAUAUUUAUUAAUGAAUAAGUUUGGCUAGGUCAUAAUAUAAGGGACACACUUUAAGAUCUGUUUACUAAAGAAAUAUUUUUUACUCAAAGAAAAUAUUAAUUUUGGAACACAUGUUCCUUAGACAUUUUAAUUUUCCCUGAAGAAUAUAAUCCUAGAGUUAUGGGAAAUACACCCGAGCACUCUGUAUAUGUUGUUAUACAAUUCCAAAAUAAUGAAAUAUUGUCAAUGCGUUUCAUUAUUUUUUCAUAAUAACCAGUCUACCAAAAGUAUGUAAAUAUGAAGUUUUAAAGGUCUUCGCAUGUAAUUUAAAGUUUAUUAAAACUAUUAAUUAGUUAAUUAAUAACUUUUUGUAUGUAAAGUGGUUUUAAUAAACGAAUUUGUUUUAUGA
Messenger RNA from Bicyclus anynana (squinting bush brown), 7093 nucleotides. RefSeq names its product deformed epidermal autoregulatory factor 1 (gene Deaf1). The record is from RefSeq and is a predicted model, not a curated record. Gene Ontology annotation, molecular function: DNA-binding transcription activator activity, RNA polymerase II-specific; RNA polymerase II cis-regulatory region sequence-specific DNA binding. Bases 781 to 2160 code for a protein of 459 amino acids. Gene Ontology annotation, biological process: positive regulation of transcription by RNA polymerase II. Lineage: Eukaryota; Metazoa; Arthropoda; Insecta; Lepidoptera; Nymphalidae. The transcript has 6 exons.